This is a messenger RNA of Propithecus coquereli (Coquerel's sifaka), 2632 nucleotides long. It is a transcript of the gene MAP3K7, whose product is annotated as mitogen-activated protein kinase kinase kinase 7. The transcript has 15 exons. Lineage: Eukaryota; Metazoa; Chordata; Mammalia; Primates; Indriidae. The record is from RefSeq and is a predicted model, not a curated record. Bases 203 to 1768 code for a protein of 521 amino acids. Gene Ontology annotation, biological process: JNK cascade; positive regulation of canonical NF-kappaB signal transduction; protein phosphorylation. Gene Ontology annotation, molecular function: magnesium ion binding; ATP binding; MAP kinase kinase kinase activity.
GGCGGGGCCGGCAGCGGAAAACGCUGCGGGGCCAGAGCCGGGACACGGCUGUGGCCGCUGCUCUUACCCGCGCCACGGAUCGCCUGGUGGCAGGACUGCGCGGCUCCAGGCUGAAGGUCGGUCCGGAGGCGGGUGGGCCUGGGUCUCACCCGGAUUGUCCGGGCGGCACCGUCCCGGGGCCUCCCGGGAGCCGCGAGGGAUCAUGUCUACAGCCUCCGCCGCCUCGUCCUCCUCCUCGUCUUCGGCCGGUGAGAUGAUCGAAGCCCCUUCCCAGGUCCUCAACUUUGAAGAGAUCGACUACAAGGAGAUCGAGGUGGAAGAGAGCGAUUUUCGUGAAACCAUGGACAAGUCAAAAAUUCAUGUUGUUUUCAAAUUGCUGCAUGGUGCUGAACCAUUGCCAUAUUACACUGCUGCCCACGCAAUGAGUUGGUGUUUACAGUGUUCUCAAGGAGUGGCUUAUCUUCACAGCAUGCAACCCAAAGCUCUAAUUCACAGGGACCUGAAACCACCAAACUUACUGCUGGUUGCAGGGGGGACAGUUCUAAAAAUUUGUGAUUUUGGUACAGCCUGUGACAUUCAGACACACAUGACCAAUAACAAGGGGAGUGCUGCUUGGAUGGCACCUGAAGUUUUUGAAGGUAGUAAUUACAGUGAAAAAUGUGACGUCUUCAGCUGGGGUAUUAUCCUUUGGGAAGUGAUAACGCGUCGGAAACCCUUUGAUGAGAUUGGUGGCCCAGCUUUCCGGAUCAUGUGGGCUGUUCACAAUGGUUCGACUUCUUUAAGUAGGAACCUUACUAAUAAUAUUACAGGUUUGUAUUUUCCAGGAGCAGAUGAGCCGUUACAGUAUCCUUGUCAGUAUUCAGAUGAAGGACAGAGCAACUCUGCCACCAGUACAGGCUCCUUCAUGGACAUUGCUUCUACAAAUACCAGUAAUAAAAGUGACACUAAUAUGGAGCAAGUCCCUGCCACAAAUGAUACUAUUAAACGCUUGGAAUCAAAAUUAUUGAAAAAUCAGGCAAAGCAGCAGAGUGAAUCUGGACGUUUAAGCUUGGGAGCUUCCCGUGGGAGCAGCAUGGAGAGCUUACCCCCAACGUCUGAGGGCAAGAGAAUGAGUGCUGACAUGUCUGAAAUAGAAGCUAGGAUCGCUGCGACCACAGCCUAUCCCAAGCCUAAACGGGGCCACCGUAAAACCGCUUCAUUUGGCAACAUUCUGGAUGUCCCUGAGAUCGUCAUAUCAGGCAACGGACAGCCAAGACGUAGGUCCGUCCAAGAUUUGACUGUAACUGGAACAGAACCUGGUCAGGUGAGCAGUAGGUCAUCCAGUCCCAGUGUCAGAAUGAUCACUACCUCAGGACCAACCUCAGAAAAGCCAACUCGAAGUCAUCCAUGGACCCCUGAUGAUUCCACAGAUACCAAUGGGUCAGAUAACUCCAUCCCAAUGGCUUAUCUUACACUGGAUCACCAACUACAGCCUCUAGCACCAUGCCCGAACUCCAAAGAAUCUAUGGCAGUAUUUGAACAGCAUUGUAAAAUGGCACAAGAAUAUAUGAAAGUUCAAACAGAAAUUGCAUUAUUAUUACAGAGAAAGCAAGAACUAGUUGCAGAACUGGACCAGGAUGAAAAGGACCAGCAAAAUACAUCUCGUCUGGUACAGGAACAUAAAAAGCUUUUAGAUGAAAACAAAAGCCUUUCAACUUACUACCAGCAAUGCAAAAAACAGCUAGAGGUCAUCAGAAGUCAGCAGCAAAAACGACAAGGCACUUCAUGAUUCUCUGGGACCGUUAAAUUUUCAAAUAUGCAAAGAAAGACUUUUUUUUAAGGAAAGAAAAACCCUUAUAAUGACAAUUCAUGAGUGUUGUUAGAUUUUUGGCGUGUUCUGAAUGCCAUCUGCCUAUAUUUGCUGCAUUUGUUUCAUUGUUUGUUUUCCUUUUCUCAUGGUGGACAUGGAAUUUUACUGUCUCAUUCAUAACAUGGUGGCAUCUGUGACUUGAAUAAGCAGCAGUUCUCAACAUCAGAACAGAUGCGCUGAACUGUGGCUGUAUAUGCAUGCUCAGCGUGUGAAGGCUAGCCUAGCAGGACAGAGGAUAUCAAACUAGCUGCUAUAUGCAAACAUCAUCCUUUUUUCCAUAUCAGAGGUGGAACCUCAAGAAUGAUUUUGUUCUUGUAUCUCAUCUCAGAAAACUAAUAACUUUUUUUUCCCAAAAGAUGGUAUAUGCCAAGUUAAAGACAGGGUAUUAUAAAUCUAGAAUAAUUGGUGGUACAUUACAGAAAUACAGAACUUUUAGGGAUAAUUCAAAGGUGAGGGCUUUGAUGCCAGCAUCCUUGGAUCAGUACUGAACUUAGUUCCAUCUGUAAAAUAUUUAAAGGUAAGUAGCAGCUGAUGUAUUUAAUGAAAGCAAUUUUACCAGAUUUCAUUAGACUAAAAUUUGAUUAUAAUACAUUGAACAAAAUUAAACUUUUUUUUUAGCAAAAGAUUUUUAGUUCUAUGAUUGUGUGUUACAUGUUGAAACUAUAAAGCUUUUAUGACUAUUAUUAAUAUCUCUUAAGUGAAAUUAAAAGGCAAAAGAACAUGAUUUAGUUUAAAUGAUCAUUUCUUCCUGCAGUGAUUAUCGAAUUGUUUUAUAAUAUAUUU